Messenger RNA from Ichthyophthirius multifiliis, 706 nucleotides. RefSeq lists its product as hypothetical. The transcript has a single exon. The record is from RefSeq and is a predicted model, not a curated record. NCBI's taxonomy places the organism in Eukaryota, Ciliophora, Oligohymenophorea, Hymenostomatida.
CUUUAAUAAUAAUAAAAAAAUCCGAUAUAUCAUUUUCAUUAUAAAUAAUAUCGUUUUUAGCCACAUUUUAGGAAAUACAAUUCAUAUAAAUAUUUCUUAAAUAUCUAUCUUACCAUUUUUCAAAAAUUUGAAUUUUUUUCAAAAAAUUAAUUCCAUUUUAUAUUUUAAUGAUCUCAUGUUCCUUUAAAAUUUCCUAAAAAGUUUAUUUACUCAACCAUGCUACAUGAGUAUUUUAUAAACACUUUAUUGUUACAGUUCUUUUCUCAUCGUUCAAAAGAGCUAUUUCUCCAAAACCAUUUCCAUCACUUAGUUUAGCUUCCAAAAUUGUUUCUUAAAAGUUUUCUAGUUUAGAAACUGAGCCAGGUAACAUAUUUAAUUAGCUUCUAUUAUUUUUUUCCUUUUUUUUAACUAUUGGGAUUUAAUCUUAUUUUUGGUCAUCUUAAUCUUUUAUUAUUUUUUCGUUUUGGACUUUUCGGUAUCUCUUAAAUACACCUACUUCUCCUUAUAUUAUUACAUAAAAAUUAUCACCAAACUGUCCUUAUCUAAAUAUUACUGAAUCAGUUUCGUAAAAUUUAUAUUGCAUAUAUUUACAACAUAGCUUUACAACGUUUUAAGUUUCAGGCAUUUCUAAAUAAUUUUUGAAAAAUUGGAGGUUUUAGACCAUAAUUUGUAAAUCAUUUAAUUAUUUUUAUGUGCGGGAAUCACA